This is a messenger RNA of Blastocystis hominis, 448 nucleotides long. RefSeq lists its product as hypothetical. Gene Ontology annotation, molecular function: large ribosomal subunit rRNA binding; structural constituent of ribosome. The record is from RefSeq and is a predicted model, not a curated record. The coding region runs from base 68 to 415 and encodes 115 amino acids. NCBI's taxonomy places the organism in Eukaryota, Bigyra, Opalinata, Blastocystidae. The transcript is spliced from 4 exons. Gene Ontology annotation, biological process: translation. Gene Ontology annotation, cellular component: ribosome; cytosolic large ribosomal subunit.
UGUAGGACGUGGAGGUGCUGCUGGUAACAAAUUCAAAAUGUCUCUUGGACUUCCUGCUGGUGCUAUUAUGAACUGUGCUGAUAACACCGGAGCUAAGAACCUGUACGUUAUUUCCGUCUACGGCAUCGGAGCUCGUCUGAACAGACUUCCCGCUGCCUCUGCCGGAGACAUGUUCAUUGCUUCCGUGAAGAAGGGAAAGCCCGAGCUUCGUAAGAAGGUCAUGCCCGCCGUGGUCGUGAGACAGCGAAAGGCCUGGAGAAGAAAGAACGGCAUGUUCUUGUACUUCGAAGAUAACGCUGGUGUGAUCGUCAACCCCAAGGGAGAGAUGAAGGGAUCUGGUAUCACCGGACCUGUUGCGAAGGAGGCUGCUGACCUUUGGCCCAAGAUUGCCUCUUCUGCCAGCUCCAUCUGGUAAACCCGGAAUGAGGAGUCAUUUGAAUGAGGUUUU